Molecule: messenger RNA, 228 nt
Organism: Microthlaspi erraticum
Lineage: Eukaryota; Viridiplantae; Streptophyta; Magnoliopsida; Brassicales; Brassicaceae
Source: the annotation of a GenBank genome assembly
AUGGCGGACGCUGAGACUUUUGCUUUCCAAGCCGAGAUCAACCAGUUGCUCUCCCUCAUCAUCAAUACCUUCUACAGCAACAAGGAGAUCUUCCUUCGUGAGCUCAUCAGUAACUCCUCCGAUGCGUUGGACAAGAUUAGGUUCGAGUCAUUGACCGAUAAGAGCAAGCUCGAUGGCCAGCCAGAGCUUUCAUUCACAUCAUCCCUGACAAGACUAACAACACCUUGA